Messenger RNA from Caretta caretta (loggerhead turtle), 4423 nucleotides. RefSeq names its product leucine rich repeats and IQ motif containing 3 (gene LRRIQ3). The record is from RefSeq and is a predicted model, not a curated record. Lineage: Eukaryota; Metazoa; Chordata; Testudines; Cheloniidae. Gene Ontology annotation, molecular function: protein binding.
AGCGGAUUUCCCUGACAGGCCGCAUGACAAAGGUUGCCGAUCCCUGUCAUAGGCUCUCAUUUAUUCAAACCUUGUGUCCUUCACAUACACCUCUGCCACAUGUACUUCACCUAAUUGUGUAUAAUGAAUAAAGGUUGAGAGUAGAGUGGUGUCUGUUGUAACUAGUAUGCACUAUACUCUAUAGAAGCAGUUUUCACAGUGUGAUUAAAAAUAUAUGAUAAUUUACAAGGAAUUUAGAAAACUGCUGAAGAUAUAAAACUCAUGAAAGGUUUACUGACAAUAAUAUGAUUUCUGUUCAACUGAAAUCUUUGAAUGUAUAAUUAGAUCCCUAAUAUUGGAGUAAAAUAUAGCUAUACUUAUUUUUAAUAUUGUGGCAUUAAUUUAAUUUGAUAAUUCAUACAUUUGUGUGCAUUCCUUAUGUUACAAUAAUCAAAGUCCAAAAAUAUUGUUGAAUCCAGCUGUUCUUUGCAGUUACAUUUUUUGAAAAAAAGAUAAUUUCAACUAAAGGGACAUUCCUACCUUUAUCAAUAAAACCACAUCAAAUUGUGCCAGAUUCCAGCAAAUGUCAUACAGUAAAGUGUUGGAUUGUCUCAGUAUUUGAAAAGAAAACCGUCUUAGCUGUGAUAUUGAUGAUUCAUUAAGAAACAGGGACAUUUGUGCUGCUCUAGGUGCGCUCUUUUGGAUAAGAUGUAAACCAGAGUUGUUCACCAUUUGUGGUUAUUAAAGAAUUCAAAGCAGUUUUUUUGUAAGAGCAGGACUGUUAGCACUAGUAUCCUAACUAGAUUGUAACUCAGGAAGUUGCAUUCUGCCAACAAAUUUCUCCAUGCAGUUUCAAUGGCUAAUAUUAUUCUUUGUUUUUUCCUGUCUAAUUUAUUGUGUUGUGUUGCUGUGCAUUCUUAAACAUUGCCUCACUUCCAAGGUGGCUGCAUUUUAGCAGCUGUAUGAAUUCAUCCCUACAACCCGUACUCAUGUUAACAGGGAGGAUCAACUAAUAAACAGCUCAAUACAUGUAUGUAUGUACCGUUCAUUGACUGCUUGACUGAGUGAAUACAAAAUAUAAAGGGUUGCAUAAUCAAGCCUACAGUUUGCAAAGCACUUUUUGGGUUCCUUUGGAAUAAAAUGUGCUAUAUACUAAUAACAUGCACUUACACUUUUUCAUUCACUUUUAUGUUUUAAAAUUAAUCCCAUAAGAGGUCCCCCCGCCCCCGUGGAUGUGUAGUGUUUUACAGAGCAAGCAGUGUUGUAACAGACAGUUGGAUAUGUAUUUGGGGUAUUUGAAAUUUUUCUUCUGAAAGUUGAAUAAAUGCAACCUACUGUGUAGUCCUUCUUCUUUUCUUAGAUCUCUUGUGGAUGAACCACAAAGCAGAUAACCAGGCAUGGAGGAAUUAACUGAACACCUUGUUUCUACUUCUGAAAAUUUAUUACUCAAAUAUGGACAAACUACCAGUCAAGCCCACAUAAAGAAGCUGAAAGAUCUUGCUAUAGUUCAGUUAAAUGGGCUAUAUUUAAAGAAUGUGAGACAUUUGCAAUACUGUGUUUUGCUUAAAGUAUGCAUCCUGUCUAAUAAUUAUAUUACAAAUAUUGAUGCACUCGAAUGUUGUACUCAUUUGGUUAAGCUGGAUCUCCAUGGAAAUCAGGUACAGCAUCUUCCUGGCCCAACGUUUUGGGAAGGCAUGAAGGAAUUAAAUUUACUCUAUCUUCAUGACAAUGGAAUUGGAAAACUGGAUAAUGUGCAUUCGUUAUCUUUCUGUCCUAAUCUGAUAGGCCUCACCUUGUUUGAUACUCCUCUGAGUCUAAGAAUUGAAUAUAGGCAUAUUGUUGUUAACAGUAUUUUCUCACUCAAAGCACUGGAUUACUAUGUAAUUUCUGAUGAGGAAAUUGUUGAGAACUGGAAGCUUCCCCCCAAAUAUAAACCAUUUAGCCCUAGCUUUUUCCUUGAUUUUUGCCAUGCUCCUAGAAAGGAAGCAACCGUUGAGGAGGAUAUAAAUGUGGUAAAAGAUAUCAUUUCAAAAAUCAAUCACAUUCUAGCUCAUCACUCACCAGUUGUGAUUCUUCAAAGAUGGAUAAGGGGAUAUUUAACUAGAAAAAGAUUUGGCAAAAUUCCUUUGGAUGAAGUUCUUCUGCAGAGACAUUAUAUCAGAGAUAGAGCAAAACAAAUUUACAGUCAAAGCACACUUCCAGUAUGUGAUAGUAAAAGCUUUAUAUAUCACAUCAUUAAACCAGAACAGAAUACUGAGGACAAAAAGCUUACAUCUGGGAAACAAGUAUCCUAUAUGAAUAAUUUUAAAAAGCUUCCUGUUUUAUGUCUGAGAAGAAAAAAACAACCAGUUUUCUCCAUUUCACCCACAUUGAGAAAAAAAAAAAAGAAUAAACUAGGGGAACAUAGAAUUCCAUGGAGGAAGGGUUUCUUGGACGUGGAGAAACCUAAUAUGGAGGAGCAGGUAGAAACUAAAUUUAGGCUUUCAGUUUGUAAAGCUGCUUUUCAUUCAGUGAAGGAGAAGCUGAUGAUAUUUCAAAAGAAAGAGGAAGAAAUUUGGCAUGACGUACACCCGUUUCAUUCUCUUGUUCAUCCUGCUCCACAGCUUAAAGCUGUGAAUCACCCAGUAAGUAUAGAGAAGAGGAUUUUUGCUAGAAUGUAUGGAUCUGUAAGACUUGGACCAUUUUAUGUUAUUGAUAAAGCCUACAGAGAGAGUAAGAGAUGUGAGAUCCAAACUAAAAAGAUACGUGGGGUUAUGCAGAUGCAAAUUGCCAAAGGUGAAACUGACUACUGUAUUAAAGGUUUUCUUGAGGAGAAAAAGAAUGGUGUUCAGAAAAGAUGCAAAGAAGAAGAUAUUAGAAUUCAAGAAGCUUUACAACAACAUCAAUUGAGAAGAUCAGGAUUUAUUGAAAAAGUAAGGCAAAGGCAUGCUCAGUUUUUAGAAACCAAGAACCAGAAAGCAUCAGAGUAUUCAUUAAUUCAAGACUUCAGCAUUCAGCAUGCUUCUUUGACACAGAGUUUGUUUAGACUUGACAGAUUGAGGAAAAGUGAGGAAACCCUGAAGGAAAGAAAAAGCAUUGUUAAGGAAAACAAAGAAGAUAUGGAAAAAUGGAAGGAGCUGAUUAAAAAUUUUCAGGAGCAGAGGAAAUUGAUGUUACAAAAAGAAAACUUAGCAGAAAACGUGAUUCUGGGUUCCAUUGUUUCUCAAAAAACUAGUGAGAGAUUACAGCAAGUCAAGGCAAAAGUUGCAGCUGUAAAGGAUCAUCAAGCCAAUAUGAAAAUUAUGAUCAAGCCGCCAUUGAGCUGCAGUGCAAUAAAGCAUGUAUAAUAAACUCCAAUGUUUAAGAUGUUAACUUACAACAUUGUAAGUGAAUAUAAACCAAACUUUGUCUUUUUAUUUGAAUACUAAAUUUGGAAGUCUAUACUCUCAUCAUUUAAACUGAACUUCCAGGCCUUCAUUUAAGAAAAAAACAUAAUGAAGAGAGACAAUUAGAUCUGUUUACUUCUAGAAUGUAUAAAACUGGUCUUAUUUUAAAAAAUCAGCAUUUACUACAGUAUUAGAUACCACACUUCAGUGUAUGAUAUUGCUCAGUAUUUUCCUAACCUUAGAAGAGACGGUGAUAUUUCAGAUUGCAUUGUGUGGUAAUUGGUCGUAAAUGUUUACUUUUAAAUGGCGAGGACUACACGUGUGCAUACAGUUAUCAUCUGUACUUACUCUGAAAACUAAAUUAUUCAGUGCGAAAAAAAUAAUAGGGCUUUUAUGGUUGAUAAUGUAGCCAAAUAGCAAGAGUGCAAUUAAAAUUUUGACUACAGUUAUUGCAGACAGAGCUGCUGAAGCUUUGCCUCAGUGCUGCCUCAGCAAAUGUAUACAUACAACAAUGCCAUAAGCUCUAGAUGGAAUGUAUUUUCUGUUUCAUUCUGGCAACCCCGAUGCAUUUUCUCCUAGCUGCUAACUUUCAUUAGCACGCUGUGUACUUGGAUUCGUCUCAUCAGCUGCUUUCAGACAUGUAAUUAAUUAUCUUUCGAGUUUAUUCUGCUUACAUUCUUUUUAUACAUGCUUCUGACUCUGUAUGUGUACAUGUGUGUGCAUGUCUAUAUAAAAUAUGAGAGACAAGGUUGGUGAGGUAAUAUAUUUUACCAACAGAGAAGCUCUCUCACCAACAGAAGAUAUUACCUCACACACCUUCUCUCUCUAAUAUCCUGGGACCAACGCGGCAACAACUACACUGCAUAUAUAAAAUAUAGUCGUUUUUAUUAUUAUUCUUAUAUCUGCUUUGGGCUAGUGUUGGCACUCAGGGCGGAAACUAGUUUCUUCCAGUCCUCUCUUAUUUGCUGCUGCUUCUGCAUUUUGAUGGGGCUGUUGGUCCCGAGCCUGGAUAAAGUGGGGAGGAUUGAUAACAUGGCUAACCACCUAGCCUCGUAAAAAAAAAAAAAAAAGGAACAGAA